This is a messenger RNA of Plasmopara halstedii, 546 nucleotides long. Its product is annotated as adp-ribosylation factor. The transcript has 2 exons. Lineage: Eukaryota; Oomycota; Peronosporomycetes; Peronosporales; Peronosporaceae. Gene Ontology annotation, cellular component: cytoplasm. The record is from RefSeq and is a predicted model, not a curated record. Gene Ontology annotation, biological process: vesicle-mediated transport; intracellular protein transport. Gene Ontology annotation, molecular function: GTP binding; GTPase activity. Bases 1 to 546 code for a protein of 181 amino acids.
AUGGGUAUGGCUUUUUCGCGCGUGUUUGAGCGCCUCUUUGGCAAAAAGGAGAUGCGCAUUCUUAUGGUUGGUCUUGAUGCUGCCGGUAAGACCACCAUUUUGUACAAGCUUAAGCUUGGUGAGGUGGUUACGACCAUUCCUACUAUUGGAUUCAAUGUGGAGACAGUAGAGUAUAAAAACAUUAGUUUUACAGUUUGGGAUGUGGGUGGUCAAGACAAAAUCCGUCCGUUAUGGCGUCAUUAUUAUCAGAACACACAGGGUCUUAUCUUCGUGGUUGAUUCGAAUGAUCGCGACCGUGUGGACGCAGCCCGUGAUGAGCUACAUCGCAUGCUUAACGAAGACGAGCUGCGAGAUUCGGUGCUUCUGGUUUUUGCGAAUAAGCAAGAUCUGCCAAACGCAAUGAGUGCUGCGGAGAUGACGGAUAAGCUUGGCUUGCACGGUCUGCGCCACCGCCAGUGGUUUAUUCAGGCGUGUUGCGCGACGACGGGUGAUGGUUUAUACGAAGGCUUGGACUGGUUGUCUGCAACACUUCAGAAAGCAAAAUAA